AUGCCAGUUCCCGCACCCGAUGAAUCUCGCCCAGGUACUCCUGGAGACGAUAUCGAUUUUGACGAGCCUCAGUGGGACAUGAUUGACGAGCUUCAAUCACAUGGAAUCAAUGCACAAGACAUCACCAAGCUCAAGAAAGAAGGCAUAUGCACGGUCUCAGCGGUGCGCAUGACCUCACGCAGGAACAUGCUCAAGAUCAAAGGAAUGUCGGAAGCCAAGGUGGAAAAGAUCAAGGAAGCAGCGCAGAAGAUGCUAGGAUCGUCGUUCCAGACCGGAAUGCAGGUCUCGGACAAGCGGAAGCGCGUGCUACAGAUUAGCUCUGGAAGCAAGUCGGUCGAUGGAAUGCUCGGAGGCGGGUUCAUGAGUCAGAGUAUAUCAGAAGUCUAUGGGGAGUUCCGCACGGGGAAAACCCAACUCGCACACACGCUUUCUGUUAUGGCCCAACUGCCACCGGAGAUGGGCGGCGCCUCGGGCAAGGUAACAUACAUAGAUACCGAAGGCACAUUCCGGCCCGACCGCAUCCGGGCGAUUGCCGACCGGUUUGGAGUCGAUCCUGAGCAGACACUGGAGAACAUUACGUACGCUCGUGCAUACAAUAGUGAACAUCAGAUGGAGCUAAUACAAGAAGCGGGGAUGCGGUUCGCAGAAGAGAAGAACUUUAGGCUGCUGAUUGUGGACAGCAUCAUGGCACUGUUUAGGACUGACUACUCCGGGCGCGGAGAAUUGAGCGAGCGACAGCAAAAGGCGAGUGGAUUUUAUGCUUGCCAAGCUAUCGAAGCUGUCGGAGGAAUCGUUGUGCUCCUUACGAACCAAGUACAAGCUGAUCCCGGUGCGACGAUGGCAUUUGCUCCAACUGUCAAGCCGAUUGGAGGCCAUAUACUGUCUCAUGCAUCCGCCACACGCAUCAUGUUGCGUAAAGGUCGUGGCGAAGAACGCGUGGCAAAACUAGUAGACAGUCCAGAUCGGCCGGAAAGUGAGGGUAGCUAUAAACUGGAUGAAGGUGGUUGGGCAGACGUUUGA
Molecule: messenger RNA, 1020 nt
Organism: Rhizoctonia solani
Lineage: Eukaryota; Fungi; Basidiomycota; Agaricomycetes; Cantharellales; Ceratobasidiaceae
Product: meiotic recombination protein DMC1, related protein
Exons: 15
Coding region: 1-1020 (339 amino acids)
Biological process (GO): chromosome organization involved in meiotic cell cycle; DNA repair; mitotic recombination
Cellular component (GO): nucleus; condensed nuclear chromosome
Molecular function (GO): double-stranded DNA binding; ATP-dependent DNA damage sensor activity; DNA strand exchange activity
Source: RefSeq, a predicted model, not a curated record